Molecule: messenger RNA, 996 nt
Organism: Vicia villosa (hairy vetch)
Lineage: Eukaryota; Viridiplantae; Streptophyta; Magnoliopsida; Fabales; Fabaceae
Product: CASP-like protein 2C1
Exons: 3
Coding region: 154-756 (200 amino acids)
Source: RefSeq, a predicted model, not a curated record
UCAAUGAAACGUGUAAGCAAUUAAACACCAUUAAUAGAGAUUUGGUAGCUGUUGAGAUAAUUGAUUUCCACAUCCUCGUGGAUUAUUUUCAACCAGGAGAGUUGUGUCAUCCAUUUUGGAAGCACUGUAUAAGCAGUCUCUUACAUUCAAUAAAUGACCCCCAAACAGCCCCUAGACUUAACAACACUAGAAAAUUUUCAUCUCUCUCUCAAAAAAAUAAUAAUGGAAUUCCAAAUAGCAAGAGGAGAAAUUUUUCUAAGAGUGAUAGCAAUAUUGCUCUUAGUAUUAACAGCUUGUUUAGUUGCUUUUGAUACUCAAACAAAAGUUGUGUUUUUAACUAUUGAAAAGAAAGUUACUUAUAAGGAUGUGGAAGCUCUCAAGAUUUUGCUGUAUGUUUCAUCUUCAGCUGCUGGAUAUAACUUGCUUCAAUUAUGCAAACACUCUUGUUCUUCAAUAGGAUCUUAUGAUAUGUGCAUGGUUUGGAUUAAUUUGUUAUUAGAUCAGAUUGCUGUGUACUUAACAUUUGCCACAAACACAGCCUUAUUCCAAGCAGCUCUAUUUGCACUAACUGGCUCAGACGCAUUCCAGUGGUUGAAAGUAUGCAACAAAUUCACCAGAUUCUGUGAACAAAUUGCAGGGGCAAUACUAUGUUGCUUUGUAGCAUCCAUUUUAAUGGCUAUGAUAUCAAUUAUCUCAGCCUAUAGAGUUUUCAGAAUGUACUCUCCCAAGAGGUUCUUGCGUUUGAAAGGAAAAUGAUGCCUAAUUGAAAAUUUUAAUUGUAUGUAUAUCUGUGAAUUUGUGCACACAGAAAGUACACAACAAAUGAAAAUGAUGUGAAAGAGUGAUCAUAGAUAUAGCUUGCAUUGUUUGAAGUUCUCUCUUUUCCUUGUGUUUUCACUUUUCACUGUCUAGAGCAUUUAUGGAACUCCAAAAUUUUGUACAUAAUUUAUAUUUGCAUAGUCAAUUUAAUGCAUUAAUAUUAUUUUAGUUUAUUUU